Messenger RNA from Gordionus sp. m RMFG-2023, 2105 nucleotides. RefSeq names its product mothers against decapentaplegic homolog 4-like. Gene Ontology annotation, biological process: regulation of transcription by RNA polymerase II; anatomical structure morphogenesis; transforming growth factor beta receptor signaling pathway. Gene Ontology annotation, molecular function: I-SMAD binding; RNA polymerase II cis-regulatory region sequence-specific DNA binding; DNA-binding transcription factor activity, RNA polymerase II-specific. The coding region runs from base 74 to 1996 and encodes 640 amino acids. The transcript is spliced from 10 exons. Lineage: Eukaryota; Metazoa; Nematomorpha; Gordioida; Chordodea; Parachordodidae. The record is from RefSeq and is a predicted model, not a curated record. Gene Ontology annotation, cellular component: heteromeric SMAD protein complex.
ACAUUUUCGUACGAGUGAUUAUUUUUCAUGAAAAUAUGCUUUUGUUAAAAUUUUUGAAUUUGUUGUUAGAAUUAUGAUAAUGACAUCUUCAUCAAUUUCUAUACCUUCAUCUAUACCUCAAUAUCAAAAUGUUAGCAAUUUUGUAUAUAAUAUAAACCAAUCAAAUUCAUAUCCAUAUGCAAGAGCUCCUGUUAUAACACAUGGACACACAAAUUCUUCAAUAAAAGUAAAUAGUAAUGAAUAUAAUCAAAUAAUAUCAGAUAAUAUGAAUAUGCAUGAUUCUUCACAACUAUUUAUGAAUCAAACAAACCAUUUUAAUAGUCCUGUCACUCCACCUAUUACAUAUUUAGCAAAUGAAAAAGGCUAUAAUACAUUCUCUAAAUUAUAUGAUCCCAUGCAGACUAACAAUAAUUUUGAUUCAUAUGAUUAUGUACACCAGCCUAUAAAAUCAUUCAAAGAAAAUGAAGAAAAGAGUAUAUUAAAUUCAAGAACAAAUUUAACCGGCAAUAAUAUAACCAUGUAUAGUCAACAAAAAACUUUUUCAGAAACAAUGACUACAUCUUCUGGUAAUAAAUAUCCACAAUCUGAGAUUGGGAUACCUUAUACUUUAAAUAAUGUUGGAACUUCUAUAUCUACCCCAUCUACAUCAAAUAAAACAGAUGUUAGCAAUCCUAAUUGCAAUAAUAAUAACAAAUCUAUUUUGUCAUCAAGUUCAGCAGGAGUUGUUCAUUCUGGGCCAACAUCUUCUGCAGAUGCUUGCAUGAGUAUAGUUCAUAGUUUGAUGUGCCAUCGUCAAGGUGGGGAGAGUGAAAGCUUUGCUAAGCGCGCCAUAGAAAGCCUUGUUAAGAAACUCAAGGAGAAAAGGGAUGAACUUGAUAGUUUAAUUACAGCAGUUACAACUAAUGGUCAACACCCAAGUAAGUGUGUUACUAUACAAAGAACAUUAGAUGGUCGUUUACAAGUUGCUGGUCGCAAAGGAUUUCCUCAUGUGAUAUAUGCUCGUUUAUGGAGAUGGCCAGAUCUUCAUAAAAAUGAACUGAAACAUGUUAAAUAUUGUCAAUAUGCCUUUGACCUAAAAUGUGAUAGUGUCUGUGUUAAUCCUUAUCACUAUGAGAGAAUUGUAUCUCCUGGGUUAGAUCUCUCAGGGUUAAGCAUACAACACACAGGUUCUAGCCAAAAUCAUCAAAAUGAAUCUUUGCAAAAUCAUACUUCUAUCCCCAAACAAUGGAUCAAUCAAUUUGCUCAAGAAAUUCCUCUAUUCAAUAUGCUUAUAUCUCAGAUACCAAGACCAGAUCAUUGGUGUACCAUAGGCUAUUAUGAGCUGGACUGUCAAGUUGGGGAAGUCUUCAAGGUGUCCUCGAACCACAAAACGGUCUCUAUAGACGGGUACGUAGAUCCUUCGGGAGCCGAUAGAUUUUGCCUUGGCGCUCUCUCCAACGUGCACAGGACAGAACAGAGCGAAAAGGCUAGGCUUCAUGUAGGCAAAGGCGUAGCCUUGACAACCGUUGGCCAGGGUGAUGUAUGGAUCCGCUGUCUGAGUGAGCACAGCGUAUUUGUGCAAAGCUAUUACCUCGACAGUGAAGCUGGUAGAGCCCCUGGAGACGCUGUUCACAAAAUUUACCCUGACGCUUACAUCAAAGCCUUCGACCUAGCCCAAUGCUAUGCUCGCACGCGACAAAGAGCCGCUAUGGCACAGGCUGCCGCUGUCACUCAAGCAACGGCUCUGGUUAAUGGCGUGAAUAAUAACAAUGCAAAUAUCAACAAUGAAGGCGGAGUUACGGCUGCUGCUGCAACUGCGGGGAGUGUAGGCGUGGAUGAUCUUCGACGCUUAUGCAUCUUGAGGCUUUCAUUCGUCAAAGGCUGGGGUCCCGACUACCCGCGACGGGAUAUCAAAGAAACCCCUUGUUGGAUAGAGAUACAUUUGCACCGAGCACUUCAAUUACUUGAUCACGUGCUUCAUACCAUGCCUGUCAAUGGGCCUAGGCCUUUAGAUUAAUCUGCGAGGAAAUGAAAUUUUAAUUUGAAAGCAAAUACAAAGAGCAUUGGACAAAAUUCGAAACUGAAUAGAAGGGGGGAAAAAUAACAACAAUUUUUUUAAAAAAUAA